GGCUGCUUUUGAAUGGUUUUUGCAAGAUCUUGAACUUGGAAAGAAAUAUAUGAUGUGUCACGUGUGUAUCAACUUGAAAUUCCCCUCAUUUGCGAGCUGGUCGUGACUCCUUCCACAUUGUCGUCAACAUGGCAAAAUCAACUAGAUCAAAAGUAAAGCGCUCAUUCCGAGCAAAAAAACGCGACGAAGGUGUAUACGCAGCAACUGAGGCUGCACGUCUGCAAAGACUCAAUUCUAAAUUGAUGGCGAAAAUUGAUGAUGGAGAUAAGGAAUUAGCAGAACCGGUGGAAGGUGAUGAUAAUGCGCAAGAUGCCAUGGAACUCGAUGAUUCUGAAAAGUUGUCAACAACAAAACCAUCGCGCAUUUCGACUCACGGUUCAAGGAACUCGCGAAGGGAGGAGUGGAGAAAGUCAAAAGGCAUGACGCCUGUACCGAAGUCGACGAGAAUGAACCGCCAGGGACUACCAGCAGCGCGGCGGAGGUCUGGGCGCCCGUCACGUCGGCGAUGAUGCGUGGUCAAUGGCGUACCACCCUAUGAGUGCAGGUUGCCUUACUUAUCGCCAUGUCAUCCGUAUACCACCAAAAGCAUUAUAUUUGCAAUAACAAAAUUCGAGGUCUAUCUCCAUACUAUUAUCUCUG
This is a messenger RNA of Suillus bovinus, 639 nucleotides long. RefSeq lists its product as uncharacterized. The coding region runs from base 129 to 509 and encodes 126 amino acids. The transcript is spliced from 2 exons. NCBI's taxonomy places the organism in Eukaryota, Fungi, Basidiomycota, Agaricomycetes, Boletales, Suillaceae. The record is from RefSeq and is a predicted model, not a curated record. Gene Ontology annotation, cellular component: preribosome, large subunit precursor.